Messenger RNA from Daldinia vernicosa, 1683 nucleotides. RefSeq lists its product as uncharacterized. Lineage: Eukaryota; Fungi; Ascomycota; Sordariomycetes; Xylariales; Hypoxylaceae. The transcript has 3 exons. The coding region runs from base 1 to 1683 and encodes 560 amino acids. The record is from RefSeq and is a predicted model, not a curated record.
AUGUCUUAUAGAACUAGUCGGUCCGAUGUGGACGAUAGAUAUUAUGAUUCCGGUCCACCGCGGAGGGCACCGGCUCGGGAUGAUGACUUCGAGUCUUUACCGCGACGUCGCAGCCCACCACGCAGAGCACCGGUAAGAGAGUAUGAAGACGUAAACAUCCAAGUCCAAGAACGGGAACGGGAACGGGAGCGAGUUGACCGCACUCCCGCAUUUCUUAGAGAAGAUGUUAAAAGGACGGAAGCCGGACCGCUAGUCCUGCGUCAGCGUGAAGUUGAGACAGUCGACCGGCGACGUCCUCGCAGCCCCAGUCCUAUUCGGUACCGGGAGCGUAUCGUUGAGAGGGACCGUGAGCGGGCUCCUUCGAUGCCUCCGGAGCGUCGGCCUAGAUUUAUCGAACGAUCGCCAUCCCCACCUCCCGCCGCCGUGCGAGUAGAAUCCCGCACAAUCGAAAGGCGACGUGAGAGGUCACCAACCCCGGAGAGGGAACGGGAUCGGGAUAUGAUCCACCUACGGAUUGAACGUGAACGUGAAAAGGAACGAGCUCCGUCACCUAGUCCUUCACCCCCGCCUCCACCUCCCCCACCACCAGUCAUCCGAGGUCCUACGAUCGAGCGUGAGGUUAUCACGCACUAUCGUGACAUCGACCACGGUCUCAUACGGGCUAAGCCUCCAACUCCACCACCACCCCCGCGUACUGCACCGCCUCAAACUAGAGAGCGGGACAUAGAUAUCGAUAUUGAUAUCCGCCGUAAUGAGACAGAUGUUGAUAUCCGCGAACGAACUCGGUCGCGGUCUCGCCCGCGCGUUGAACGCCCUCGUCCGCGCAGGCAGCCAACUUACUAUGAUGAGGAUGACUUGGUAAUUGAGAGGGACCAUGACAUCCUUCGUGUAGACUCCCGACGAAGAGCUCACUCUGCUGCACCACCCCCAAGACCAGAUUAUGAGGACGAAGCUGAGUAUAUCACCGAUAAGAUCGAUUCACGGGGUCGCAUGGGAGAGGCAUUCAACGGCGCUACUAAAGACUGGACAAUCGUCGACGUGCCGCCCGGCACGGAGCGCGUUAAAAUGGACGGUGUAGGAGGCGCCGCCGCCGAAGUUACCUGGCAGCGCUACAGCGGCGUGAGGCGGUCCAAGUUCAUCCCCGAUCGGGAGGGAACGCCCAUCAGCGCCGUAAGUGAGCCGAUUCGGGAAUCAUACCGCGAAUCUCUCCGGGAACGCGAGCCAUCACGUGAACGGGACCGGCUCAGCAUACAAGUAUACGACAAACGAGAGAGAUCGCGCGACCGGGACGUCGAAGUCGAAGAGAUCCAGGACCGACGGAUUUCCAUCCGCGACGGCGACAGAGCGCCGCCUCGCAAGCGCAGCGAGAUGUGGACCGAGAUUACUAAGGAUCUCGUGCUUCGCGAAGCUAUCGAGCGGAUGGGGUACGAGUACGAGGAGACGGAGUGGUUCUUCUACGUGAUGCAGUACCUGCGCUAUGAGGACGUCCUUGAGCUCGUGAACAUGUCGGACGACAUCCGCCGCGCUAAGCGGCGCAGAGCCGAGGAGGCCCAGUGGAGCCGCGACUGGGAUCGACGACACCGCCAUCGGCAUUCCUUGAACUGGGAUACUGUCGACGACGAGCGCAUCGUCGAGCGCGAGGUUGUGUACGAUCGCCCGUCGCACCGUGGGUACGCCCGCUAA